Molecule: messenger RNA, 573 nt
Organism: Toxorhynchites rutilus septentrionalis
Lineage: Eukaryota; Metazoa; Arthropoda; Insecta; Diptera; Culicidae
Product: photoreceptor-specific nuclear receptor-like
Exons: 2
Coding region: 117-464 (115 amino acids)
Biological process (GO): anatomical structure development; cell differentiation; regulation of transcription by RNA polymerase II
Molecular function (GO): RNA polymerase II cis-regulatory region sequence-specific DNA binding; nuclear receptor activity
Source: RefSeq, a predicted model, not a curated record
UAUUCAUCUAGAGGCGAAUGAACUGAAAAGUUUAAACCCUCUUAAAGCCAAAAAGAAGAAGAAGAAGUGGUAUUCAUCAAAGAAUCGUAAAAGUAUGAAACGAGGAUCGCUGGGAAAUGGAUUUUAUCGCCCGCAACCCUUCGGCCAAAAAACUUCAAACCAUCAUACAACAGUUUACACUUACACGCGUAGACUACCGUGAGGCUGCCUGUCUAAAGGCAUUGAUUCUGUUCCGAUCAGAUCAUACGAAUCUGUACUCGGGGCACGAAAUUCUGCUGCUUCAGGAUCAAACCAUCAGUCUGUUACAUGAAAAGUGCGGCGGUGUUCGUUUGGGUCAUUUACUGCUUCUACUUCCUGGCAUUAAAUCAGCGGCCAAUCCGAAAACUCUUCAGGAGAUGCUAUUCCGGAAAACUGUUGGCGAAGUGGCUAUAGAGCGGUUGCUGUUGGAUUUAAUGAAAACUUAAAUAAAGCAAGACUGUGUCAUGGAACUCGAAUAUCAAUCUUGUCGUGUAAUAUUUAUUCAAUAGGUCAUUUAAACUGUUUUAAUUAACAUCCAUGUAAAGCAAUAAAUAU